UAAAAUGACACUAUUAUCUGAUAUGGUUUUUUUAUAAAUAACAUGACAUGCCUUAAACCUUCUCUAUAUAUGUUUGGGAGAAGAGAAAGUGCCUCCAAAUCAAGCAGAGAAAGUCCUAAUGACUUCUUCUCCUCCUCCAACCAAGCCUGAUGUGACCCUAUCCUUAACUUUACCAUCCCCAACAGCCCAACCUGAAGAAAGAGGCAUCAAGCUAAUCCAGCUCUUGCUAACAUGCGCCAACCAUGCCUCCUCUGGUAACCUCCACCGUGCCGAUGCCUGCCUCCGCCAAAUAUCCCAGCUUGCCUCUGUCUCUGGCAACUCCAUGCAGCGGCUGGCUGCCCGGUUCGCCUCUGCCUUGGCGGUCCGGCUCAUUAAGCGUUGGCCGGGCCUUUAUAAGGCCCUGAAUAAUGCUAGACCGGCAAGUCCAGAAGUGGACCGGGCCUGGUCCAUCUUCACCCAAGCCUUCCCUUAUCUCGGGUUUGCCUAUGCCAUCAUUACCCGAACCUUGAUCCAUACUAUGUCCGAGGAGCGUGUCAUCCACAUAGUGGAUUUGGGUUUGGGAGAUCCAAAGUUGUGGGUUCCACUGCUACAAGGCUUGGGGCAUUUGCCCAAUGGGCCUCCCCAUUUGAAGAUCACUUGUGUUAGUACCAAUAAAGUUGUGCUAGACAAGUUAGGGACAAAGCUUGUGAAAGAGGCUGAAAGCUUAGACAUGCCAUUCCAAUUCAACCCUGUCAAUGUUGGGCUAAGAGAGCUCAGCAUAGACAUGCUAAAAGUAAGAUCAGGUGAAGCCUUGGCUUUGGCAUCAGUACUUAGCCUCCAUGUCUUGUUGGCUGAGGAUGAUAGUGUCGACGCACAUUUUGGAGCCAACAAGAGCAACAAUGGUGUCAAGGAUUGUAAGCAAAUGAGUGAAUUCCUAGCAAUGGUACGGUCCAUGUCGCCCAAGGUCAUGUUAAUGGUGGAGCAAGAAUCGGAUCACAACAUGAACCGUCUUGUGGACCGGUUUGUUGAAGGUUUGCAUUAUUACAGUGCGGUGUUUGAUUCAAUAGAUGCCACUUUUGGAGGAUCUUCGUGCGAAGAGCGUGUCGUGUUAGAGGAAAUGUUUGGGAAAGAUAUUGAAAAUAUCGUGGCGUGCGAAGGGCUAGAGAGAGAGGAGAGGCACGAAAGGCACACAAGGUGGGUGGUCAGGUUCGCUCAAGCAGGGUUCAGACCGGUGCGAUUGUGGUAUGACACCAUGGAGGAGGCAAAGCGAUUGGUCGAGGCGUAUGGACCAGAUAGCGGUUACAUUAUAGUCAGUGAACGAUUGAGUCAAAUGAUAUGUUGGCAUGGUCGACCCCUUUAUUCCGUAUCUGCUUGGAAUGGUUCUAAUUGAAUUUUGAAUUUUGUUAUCACUAAGAA
Molecule: messenger RNA, 1395 nt
Organism: Camellia sinensis
Lineage: Eukaryota; Viridiplantae; Streptophyta; Magnoliopsida; Ericales; Theaceae
Product: scarecrow-like protein 3
Source: RefSeq, a predicted model, not a curated record